Messenger RNA from Closterium sp. NIES-67, 519 nucleotides. The record is from the annotation of a GenBank genome assembly. Lineage: Eukaryota; Viridiplantae; Streptophyta; Zygnematophyceae; Desmidiales; Closteriaceae.
AACGCUACAAGCUACUGAAGAUUGCUGUUGGGGAGGAGAAGAUGCCGGAAGAAGGCGAAGCACGUGAACGGUGGAUUGAGAAAAGCACGGUGCUUUUCGACCUCAUCCUUCAAUCUGUCAACAAGGAGAUGUUCGAGCACAUCAAGGAUCUUGUGGAAGCGGAUGAUUCGGGGGACGAUGUGAAGCUGGUCCUUGACAAGAUCAAGGACACCUAUGCAAGGAUGGCAGCCGCGGGCAGCAGUGUAUCUCAGCUGCACAGGCCGGAGGGAUGGGCACCUCCAGGCAUGAAGCCGCCAAGUGGUGAACGCGCACAAGGUGGCGCUGUGCAAGGCUCAGGUGCACAAGGUGAAGGUGCACAAGGUAAUACCUAUCCUGGGAUGUUUCUCAUGGUUGAGGAUGUGCAUGGGCAUGAGGGUGAUGUGGGAUCUGUGGGAAAGAGCCCCUUCCCUCUCAGGCAGCCGCUAUUUCUUGACAAUUGUGGAUGACCACACUCGAGCAGUGUGGGUUUACCCUUUGAAG